UCCGGACAUUGUGCUGCGCGUCUCCAACACACUAAACUCUCCAACACUCGUCUCAGUUCAUUUCGUCUUAUCUUUAUUUCAUCUGUUCAACAGCUCUGAAGAUCUCUGAAUAAUGGCUUUCCAGUAUCCAGACACCUAUAGGGACGAAUCAGUGGUGGAUGACUAUCAUGGCUGUAAAGUUCCUGACCCGUACAGCUGGCUGGAGGAUCCUGACAGUGAAAAAACACAGGCGUUUGUGAAUGUUCAGAAUCAGCUGACCCUGCCGUUCCUGGAGCAGUGUGAGAUUAGAGACAUCUUUAAGGAUCGUAUGACUGAACUCUAUGACUACCCCAAAUACAGCUGCCCCUUCAAACGCGGGAACAGGUAUUUUCACUUUUACAACACUGGUCUGCAGAACCAGAGCGUUUUGUACAUGCAGGAGAACCUUGAGGCAGAGCCCAGCGUGUUCCUGGACCCAAACACCUUCUCAGAGGACGGGACGGUUUCUUUACAAGGUUAUGCGUUCUCUGAGAAUGGCGAGUACCUGGCAUACGGCACCAGCGCGAGCGGCUCCGACUGGGUUGAGAUCCGGUUCUUGCGCGUGGACGGCGCUGUACCUCUGGAGGACCGACUGGAGAGGGUCAAAUUCACCUGCAUGUCCUGGACUCACGAUGGAAAGGGACUCUUCUAUAACUCUUAUCCUGUGCAGGAGGGCAAGAGUGACGGCACUGAGACGUCCACUAACCUGCACCAGAAGUUGUACUAUCACGUGUUGGGAACCCCUCAGUCUCAGGACGUCCUGUGUGCUGAAUUUCCUGAUCAGCCGAAAUGGAUGAGUGGUGCUGAGGUGUCUGAUGAUGGCCGUUAUGUGCUGUUGUCCAUCCAAGAGGGCUGUGACCCCGUCAACAGACUGUGGUACUGUGACCUGAACGACGUGCCGCAGGGAGUCACUGGUUUGCUGCCAUGGGUGAAGCUGAUCGAUAACUUUGAUGCAGAGUAUGAAUACGUCACAAAUGAAGCAACUGUUUUCACUUUCAAAACCAACCUGGAAGCUCCUCAAUAUAGACUCAUCAACGUUGACUUCGCCCAACCGUCCAUCAGCCAGUGGAAAGAGCUCAUUCCCCAACACGACAAAGACGUCAUCGUGUUUGCUACCUAUACAUACUCCAAGUUCCUGUUUGUGUGUUUCCUCCAUGAUGUGAAGAACGUGUUGAAGAUGUUCCAUCUGUCCUCGGGGGAGGAGAUACGCACUUUUCCGCUGGACGUCGGCUCGAUUGUGGGCUUCACUGGGAGGAAGCAAGACUCUGAGAUCUUUUACAGCUUCACCUCUUUUCUCUCUCCAGCGAUCAUCUAUCACUGUGAUCUGACUAAGGAGCCGCUGCAGCCGCAUUUCUUCAGAGAGGUCACAGUGAAGGGUUUCAGUCCUGCUGACUACCAGACCACUCAGGUCUUUUAUCCCAGUAAAGACGGCACCCAAAUCCCAAUGUUUAUUGUCCAUAAGAAAGGAAUCGAGCUGGAUGGUUCCCAUCCUGCCUUCCUGUAUGGAUAUGGAGGUUUCAACAUUUCCAUCACACCCAGCUACAGUGUUUCUCGGCUGAUAUUCGUCAGGCAUCUGGGAGGAGUUUUAGCUGUCGCCAAUAUCAGAGGAGGUGGAGAGUAUGGAGAGACAUGGCAUAAAGCUGGGAUGUUGGCCAAUAAGCAGAACUGUUUCACUGACUUUCAGUGUGCAGCUGAGUAUCUGAUAAAGGAGGGUUACACUUCCCCCAAUAAAAUCACCAUCAAUGGAGGCUCCAACGGAGGGCUGCUCGUGGCGGCAUGUGUGAAUCAGAGGCCUGAUCUGUUCGGCUGUGCUGUGGCUCAAGUCGGCGUCAUGGACAUGUUAAAGUUUCAUAAGUUCACUAUCGGACACGCCUGGACCACUGAUUUCGGCUGCUCGGAAAUCAAAGAGCAAUUUGAUUGGUUAAUCAAGUAUUCUCCUCUUCACAAUAUCCAUGUUCCAGAAGCUGACGGGGCUCAGUAUCCCGCCAUAUUGUUGUUAACGGGUGACCAUGAUGACCGCGUGGUGCCGCUGCACUCGCUAAAAUAUAUCGCCACACUGCAGAAUGUGAUCGGUCAGUGGCCCGGCCAGUCAAACCCCCUCUUUAUCUAUGUGGACACAAAGUCGGGCCACGGCGCAGGAAAGCCCACCAGUAAAGUCAUUCAGGAGGUGGCGGACACAUACGCCUUCAUCGCUCGCUGCUUGAACCUCAGCUGGAUCGAAUGAAACAAAAGUUAGGCGGCUCUUAACCUCCUCUAAGCUGUUCCUCUACUCCUGCAGGUUUUUCUUCUUACAGUUUGAAUUCAGUCUUGCCUGUUUGCUCUCCUGUUCACUGAACUAUUCAUCUUUCUUGGUCUCUGUCUCUCCCACGUCUCCACGGUUUCAUUAUUUAAUGUGUU
This is a messenger RNA of Sinocyclocheilus anshuiensis, 2415 nucleotides long. RefSeq names its product prolyl endopeptidase-like. Gene Ontology annotation, biological process: proteolysis. The record is from RefSeq and is a predicted model, not a curated record. The transcript is spliced from 15 exons. Gene Ontology annotation, molecular function: serine-type endopeptidase activity; oligopeptidase activity. Bases 113 to 2242 code for a protein of 709 amino acids. Lineage: Eukaryota; Metazoa; Chordata; Actinopteri; Cypriniformes; Cyprinidae. Gene Ontology annotation, cellular component: cytosol.